Messenger RNA from Schistosoma bovis, 5467 nucleotides. NCBI's taxonomy places the organism in Eukaryota, Metazoa, Platyhelminthes, Trematoda, Strigeidida, Schistosomatidae. The record is from the annotation of a GenBank genome assembly.
GCCAUGUGAGAGCAUUUCAAGAGGCAGAGUUCACUCUCGGCCGUAUAUGGGCAUUUGGGAGCAUGUAGCAAUUUAGACAGUAGUUAUCACAUGGUGCCGACUAUAUGGAAUUCGAGGUAGUUAGGACGUUUACCAAUAAGUGGGGAAGAGCCCUGAGGCUAAAGGCUUGCUAUCUGAUUGACUUCGAAAAUAGUAUUUAGUUUCACAACUAGUGGAGUUUAAUCCAAUGAAAAGUGUGGGGAGGCAGAAACACAAUGUGGCGGAAAGAGAAGGGAUUCGUUUCUAACAAAUUAAAUAGGCUUUUUACAAAUGUGCUGCCAAAUUGGUUAGAUCUGAUUGAGGUUGAUGCUUAAAGAAAAUUCAGGUUUAUUAACAUGUUCUAGGAAUUACUUGUUACAUCUAGAAGGUAAUCUCGUAACCUUGAUUUGUUUUUCAAGACCAGUCAGUUAGUUCGUCACCAACUUUCAGACUAUUUAUUUAGAACAAAUUAAUGUUCCUAAGAAACUACCCUUAAACAUAUCACCACAAAGUCCUUUUAUAGAGACACUAGCAGUCAGUUUUGAAUGUGGUAAACAAACAAAUAUUUGAUUGAAAACUGUUAUAUGGUCUUCACUAAUAAGGAACCAUCAAUUUACGUGCACUAAAUUAAUUGCGUUGACUUAUAGGUGACAAAGAAGCUCUAACUUAUCAUAUAAACACAAACUUGGUUGGGCUUAGAUAAACGGAAAAUCGCAUGUCUAGAUGAUAUAGGUAUAAAAAGCAACAGAAAAUAGAUUCAAUCAAUUAAGUGGAAAUGUGGGGAUAAGCAUUAGUGGUUCUAAUUUCAUUGUUUAAACUAGGCUUAUGAUUUCGGAACUAGGUCCGCAAUGUAACUGAUAAUCCACAAAAUUGCGAGUUUAUUUAUUCAUUGUUAGCGCCAGGUUUCAUGAACAAAACACCGAUAUGUGGCUUUAAUGAUAUUCCUUCAUCUGGAAGCUCCGCAUGACUUUCAACUAAGGGGUCUUGUGGUAGUAUUUUACCUUGAAAGCUUCGCUAAAAGUACGUCAAUCUUCCUAAAUCCUCUGAUUCAAAAGCUUGAUCGUGUUAGAGUUUGUAACACAAUGUUGGUUGAGUCAGUAACUUAAGGUAUCUGUCCCAUAUUUUCACUUAACUCCAUUAUAUAUACACACCUUCCCCAUCUACCUUUUGAGACCUAUCUUCUACUUUUGCUGGUUACAGUCCUGCUUAAUGAAGAUGGUGACAGAAUGUAGCCUUUGGAAUCUUUUGAGUAACAAUGCAAGGAUGUUUAGGGUAUGUUCCCUUAUCAAUGUAAUACUUAAAUUCAGAGCUGGUCUUCAUCAACAUCUAGACUGAUUAUAGGCAGCAAAACUAUUGUGCACGCUAACUACACUUCCUGUCGAGUAUGAACCUCGGUUAGUUGAUAGCUAACAAAGUCUUGGGACAUAUUCGAAAACUUUUCUCUGUUCUUGCCAACUUGCUUCGCUUGGGAAUUAGAUAUGUCUGUCAACCAAGGGGUAUGUUGCACACCCGUCCUAUCUGUAUUACUCUAUGUUUAUGAAACAUAGUCUGUGAAAGUAGAAGAUAUAUAUAGGCUGCAAGUUUCUGACCAUACGUUUCUUCGAAGCAUUGGCUGCGUAUCGUAGAAAAACCGAGUGAGCUGUCAUGAGGUUAGACGUACCAUACAAUAUGGUUAAUUGUUUGAUAAGGUUGUAAGUCUCCAUUGGCUGUGAGGUGUAUUAUAUCUCCCCAACCAUCAUCAUAUUCAAGACCCUUAGGCAUUUCGGCCUCUAAAUAGAUUGCAAGAAAGCUGGCGGCAGUCAAAUUAGGACAUAACAUUAGUUCAUGGGGUCAUUGAUUGAGAACUUCCCUGGUUGAGACAUCAGUUGACGUGGCUAAAAUUUGGUUGUAUCGGUACAAAUCUAUUCAUUCUUUAUCUUUUCGAUUUUAAAUCUCAACACUUUGAACCUUAUGUUCUUCUGUUUCAUCCCUUUUCGGAACUCAUGUUUGAUUGUCUUCACAAUCAUUGACAUUACUAUUACCUUGAUUCACCUCCCAUGUAUUUUGCUGGUUUCGUUCCUCUGUGAUAAUGUGGUGUGUCAAAGUAGGCUGAUGCAUAUUUGUGCCAAGUCUUGACGGGUUUACAGUGCUGUCAUCCAUUUAUUUAGUUGAUAGAUGACUUUCUACUGCGAUCCUAUUAGUAAAUGCAAAUUCUACUUCCAAGCUCACGCAUAAACCCACAUUUAAAGGAGCGUAAAAUGACCCUAUUAAAUCACCAAAAAAUCCCCUUGGCAAGUUUUGGAUGUUUACUUCAUUGAUCAAAUGAAGUUAAGGAGUAACACUUCAGAUUUUUGACUAGAGAGACGUGUCUUUCAUUUGUACGUGGGAUCCGAUCACUGAGGACUUUAGUAUGUCGUCUGAACUACGAUUUUCAUCGCAGAGUAUGAAGUAAAGGUGGUAAUUCAGUCUGUAUAGUAUUGAGGACACACACACAGUUGCCAAUAACUGCAAAAAUACACUGUUUAACAUAGAAGUAUGCUAAAAUAAAACCGAGUGUUUACAUCAGAAUGACUCUGGUAUGUGAAGUUAUUAAAUAAUAUGCUAAAUCGUAUUAGAAAGUGCAGUUUUCCCAGUAGGGAUUUGGGAGAAUUGUUAUUUUGGGCUGGACUGAUGAAGUUGUGUUCAUUUUUCGUUCUUCCUUUUAGUCUUAAAUAGCGUUGCUUCAUAUUUCUCAUUUUUCGACUACAUUGAUUCUUUAGACUACCUCUUAUUUCUCAUCAUUCCCACCACUCUUGGUCUUAUUAAUUUAAAUUUUACUUUUACACCUGUCGAGUUCUUCUUGGUAUUUUGUGUUUUGCAACCUGGGGUGUGACUAAUCUGUAGUAUAUCCUGUUUUUCUGCCUGUCUACUGAAGUGUUAGAAAUUCAAGUCAAAAUGUUUGUAUUGAAAGUAAGAAUUUUGGCUGUUAAUAUCAGGACUAAUAAUUAAUCUGUCAUACAUUGUUGUAUCAUUUUAUAUCGUAAAAUUACAGAAGUUUCUUUUGUUGUUCUUUCGAAGUCUGAUUAAAAAACUACAUUUUUUCAGCUUUAUCCAAUGGAAGCUGACAAAGAGCCGUCGAUCAACAUAGACAAUUCAGAAAUAGUUGUCCUUAGUUCAGAUGAUGAAAAUGAUUCACAGAAUUCUCAUGACAAUAUUUCAAAUGAAAAACUUUCAAGCAGUGUUAUAUCUGUCGAAGAUGAUGAUAAUAAUACUAAUAAUGACGAGUCUGCCGAAAGCGAUUGUGAGAUCUUAAAUGUUGAAGAGUUGCAAGGUGAAGAGAAGUGGCGUGAUAUUCAUGGUCCUUUCAAGCGGCUGAAUAGGCUCAUACAAGCUGGCUUUAAUGAUCCACGGCUAUUGUUGGUUCGUGUUUUUGGGAUGGAUGAAAACUCUUUACCAUCUGAUCCUAACCAAUUAUUAAGUUUAUUAUUGACACUUUUGGCCGAACCUGCUCCACGACGUAGACUGCGCCGUAUAAAUAGUUUAGAAAAAGUUCUGUCACUUCUGUCUACUUGUACAUCAAUCCUCGUAAUCACUGGUGCUGGGAUUUCAGUGUCAUGUGGAAUUCCUGAUUUUCGUUCUCGUGAUGGUAUCUAUGCUCGCUUAUCUCGGGAUUAUCCAGAUCUAUCAAGUCCACAGGCAAUGUUUGACAUGUCAUAUUUCAAACGAAAUCCUAUUCCUUUCUUUAAAUUCGCCAAGGAGCUCUUCCCUGGUCAGUUUUCACCCUCGAUUACUCACCGGAUGAUUGCCUUAUUGGAGUCCAAAGACAAAUUAUUGCGUAACUACACACAGAAUAUCGAUACUUUGGAACAGGCUGCUGGAAUUACUCGACUUAUUCAGUGUCAUGGUUCAUUUGCAUCAGCCACUUGUACAAACUGUAAACUAAAAGUUUCAUCUGAUUUUAUUAAAGAGGCUAUUUUUAAUCAAUCUAUACCACGAUGUACAAAUUGUUGGCCGUCAAAAAUCGAUUCAUCAUCAUUAUUACCAGAUGAAAUGAAUGAUUCGGAGUCUACAAAUCAUUCAUCUGAUUUAUCUACUGUAGAAGAAAAUCCUAAUAAUAAUAAUAGUAAUAAUAAUAAUAAUAGUAAUAUGUCAGUUGAUACAUCUCCAAAAGUUAAAUCGAAACGAACUAAUAAAUCUCGACGUAGACUAGCUUCAUAUGGUGUAUUAAAACCGGAUAUCGUGUUUUUUGGUGAAGGUUUAUCAAAUGAAUUUCAUGACUCUCUUUCCAAUGAUAUAAAACAGACGGAUCUAGUUUUAGUUAUUGGAUCAUCGUUAAAAGUUCGACCUGUCUCUCAUAUUCCUAAUGCUGUUCCUAGACAAGUUCCACAAAUACUUAUUAAUAGAGAACCUUUAUCUAAUCAUGAUUUCGAUGUUGAAUUGCUUGGAGAUUGUGAUAUCAUUGUCAGCGAAUUAUGCCAUCGAUUGGGUUGGGAAGUUUCCGGAUUAUCAGACUAUACACCUCUUACUGAAAUUCCCUUAAAUUCGCUAAAAAAUACAACUGAACCACUAAAAUCUGAUGAAAAAUCUCCAAAUAUAUCUCAUCUCAUUGCUCAGGACACAGUGUCUUCGGACUUAGUGAACAAUCAAUCCCAAAUUAAUAAUUCAGAAGUUGAUGGAAAGACUUGUACCUCUACUGUUGUUUCUACGUCUGAUAAUUCUUCAGAGGUGAUUAAUAAGAAUUCUCCGAAUGAUGCAGUAAUUGAAGUUAGUGAAGAUGAGGAAGAUGGAGAGUGUGUUUGGGAGGUAGCGUCAAGUUUACCACCUGGAACAUUUACUCGUAUUUAUCCAAAUCAGUAUGUUUUCCCUGGUGCUGAAAUAUAUUUAGACAGUAAACCCGGUGAAGUAACGAUCUCAUGUAAUGCCUCAGAUAUCUCUAUUACGUCGAAUGCAUCAUCAGCAUCGUCUACUUCCGGUCAUAAUGAUGACUUAGAUCAGAUAAGAGAUUCACUUAAAGAUGAAUCUGUUUCCAUUGAUAUAACUGAAAAAGAAGAGUCCAGUAUUCAUUCAUCUGAUUCGCGUAAAUCUUUAAAACGGCAUAAUUCCAAUGAGAAUCUGUCUUUGAAUAAACAAUCAUCGUUAAAACAACCUCGAUCUAUGUAAAGAAAAUGACUAAAAAAAAGUAAAAGUAAACUGGAAGACAUGAAAAUCAUUCAGUAAAGAAGUAGAAAAGAAAACAAUUAACAUGAAUCUCAUUAAAACAAAGACGACAACAAAAAGCUUUUUAGCUAUUUUUAGUAUUUUUCGUCUCAUCCCAUUGUUGCUUAUAUCCAUAAAUUUUUGUGUAAAUAGGAAAUAUAUAUAUAUAUAUAUCACAUAUUUUGUGUGUUUAUUUUUAUUCUUUACCGAUAUAUGUGUGUAUAUCCUUCUUUUUUUCAAUGGAACAUUUCGUGACUACCUGUUUAUGACCACUUUUCAUUGAGUUAAAUUAAUU